Mesocricetus auratus (golden hamster) is the source of this 1854-nucleotide messenger RNA. Its product is annotated as histo-blood group ABO system transferase 1-like. Gene Ontology annotation, biological process: carbohydrate metabolic process. Lineage: Eukaryota; Metazoa; Chordata; Mammalia; Rodentia; Cricetidae. The transcript has 7 exons. Gene Ontology annotation, cellular component: vesicle; Golgi apparatus; membrane. Bases 110 to 1156 code for a protein of 348 amino acids. The record is from RefSeq and is a predicted model, not a curated record. Gene Ontology annotation, molecular function: glycoprotein-fucosylgalactoside alpha-N-acetylgalactosaminyltransferase activity.
GUCAGUACUGGGUUUCCUCUCUUCUGGAGGUUGGUGCUGCUGUGUGCCUGAGGUCUCAGCUGUGCCUCACGACUUGCUGCUCAGAACCUGAACCACCCAGGGUCCUGCCAUGGACCUCCGAGGGAGACCAAAAUGCUGCUCGCUUCACCUUGGAAUCCUUCCCCUCAUAGUGGUUGCCUUGGUCUUCUUUGGCUAUGGAUUCGUGAGCCACAGAAGCCAGGAAUUGGGAGACUCAGAAGCUGUGACGAGAGUGGCUGUUGGAGAGCUGGAUGUACAGGAAGUUGUAGCCCUGUCAAGGAUUGUCUAUACCCAGCCAAAGGCACUGACACCCAGCAGGAAAGACGUUCUUGUCUUGACUCCUUGGCUGGCUCCCAUCAUCUGGGAAGGGACCUUCAACAUCGACAUUCUGAACGAGCAGUUCAGGCUUCAGAACACCACAGUUGGACUGACCGUGUUUGCCAUCAAAAAGUACGUGGUGUUUCUGAAGCUGUUCCUGGAGACCGCAGAGCAGCAGUUCAUGGUGGGACACAAGGUCAUCUACUAUGUCUUCACUGACCGUCCAGCCGAUGUGCCUCAGGUGCCCCUGGGAGCAGGACGGAAGCUGGUGGUGCUAACUGUGCGCAACUACACCCGCUGGCAGGAUGUGUCCAUGCACAGGAUGGAAAUGAUCAGCCGCCUCUCAGAGCAGCGCUUUCUGCAUGAGGUGGACUACCUGGUGUGUGCAGACGUGGACAUGAAGUUCAGUGACCACGUGGGAGUGGAGAUUCUCUCAGCACUCUUCGGUACCCUGCAUCCUGGCUUCUACAGUAGAAGCCGAGAGGCCUUUACCUAUGAGCGCCGGCCGAAGUCCCAGGCCUACAUCCCCCGGGAUGAGGGUGACUUUUAUUAUGCAGGGGGCUUCUUUGGGGGUUCAGUGGUGGAGGUGUACCGUCUCACCAAGGCCUGUCAUCAGGCUAUGAUGGAGGACAAGGCCAAUGGCAUUGAGGCCGUGUGGCAUGAUGAGAGCUAUCUGAACAAGUACCUUCUAUACCACAAGCCAACAAAGGUAUUGUCCCCAGAGUACGUGUGGGACCAGCAGCUGCUGGGCUGGCCCUCCAUCAUGAAGAAGCUGAGAUACGUGGCUGUACCCAAGAACCAUCAGGCAAUCAGGAACUGAUAGUUAAAUUCCUGUUGGAGAGCACAGGUCCUGGAGGCUGUGUAAAUUGGAAGGACUUGAGAGACAUUUAUGAAGUGUCCCCCUCUACCGCGCAUGAGAUGCCAGCAGACCCAGUACCACCUGUCUUACGACACACUAAAUCCCUGGACUGGUAACCACCUUCAGCUCCUAAUGUGUCCUUAUGCUCCGUCUACUCAGUAAGAUGGUACCAGGAGCCUCCAGAACAUAGGAGUAUCUAUGUUGUGCAGUUACAUGAGGGCCUGAACAUCCUUACUCCUUUUGUUUCUUCGCCUGCUGGAGAUGGCCAAUGCCCUUUGGAAUGGGUAGGAGGGCAGGGAGAAUCACAGCCUGCAGGCCUCAGAGGUGCUUAGCUCCUGUUCAGCUCAGCUGGCAGAUCAGCAUCCCACGACCAUCGCCUCUGCUCGUUUCUGGUUCAUUUGGGAAUAGCUAGUUAUCCAUCCUGGGAAAAAUGUAUGUCUGGAUGAUACAGGAAGUUUAAAUUUUUUCUUUUCUUUUUUUGAGAUACUUUGGAUUGAAACCAUGGCCUCAUGGAUAUUUGUCAGACAUGCUGUCACUGAAUUCCAGGUUCUCUCCUAGAGAUACAUGAUGAAACUCGCUUAGUGUUAGAGAUAUUUCAUUGUUUGUAUACUCCAGUUUUCAUUUGAAUUUGAAAUUUAAAGAGACUGUUAUCAGACUCA